Acanthochromis polyacanthus (spiny chromis) is the source of this 975-nucleotide messenger RNA. Its product is annotated as myosin light chain 4-like. Gene Ontology annotation, cellular component: myosin II complex. Gene Ontology annotation, molecular function: calcium ion binding. Bases 92 to 700 code for a protein of 202 amino acids. Lineage: Eukaryota; Metazoa; Chordata; Actinopteri; Pomacentridae. The record is from RefSeq and is a predicted model, not a curated record. The transcript has a single exon.
GGCCCUCUGUGCUUGGGAAUCACUUCCAGUCCAUUCAGACUCUGGUUUGUUUCUCAAAAACUACCAGCUCACCUUUGAAUCCCUUGCCAACAUGCCACCAAAGAAGAUUGAACCAAAAAAGCCUGAGCCCAAAAAGCCAGAGCCGAAGAAAGAUGCGGCUCCGGCUGCUAAACCAGCUCCGCCUCCCGAGCCGCAGCCCGAGCCACCCAAAGAACCCGAGUUUGACCCCAAAAGCAUCACUCUUGAGUACUCCGCCGACCAGAUUGAGGAGUUCAAGGAAGCUUUCACCUUGUUUGACCGCACGCCAACUGGUGAGAUGAAGAUCACUUAUGCCCAGUGCGGGGAUGUGAUGCGGGCUCUGGGCCAGAACCCAACCAACGCAGAUGUGCUGAAAGUGCUGGGAAAGCCACGGCCAGAGGACAUGAGCACGAAAAUGGUGGACUUUGAGACCUUCUUGCCGAUGCUGCAACACAUCUCUCGUGCCAAAGAUCAGGGCAACUUUGAGGAUUUUGUGGAGGGGCUCAGGGUUUUUGACAAGGAAGGCAAUGGCACCAUCAUGGGCGCAGAGCUGCGUCAUGUGCUGGCGACGCUGGGAGAGAGGAUGACGGAAGACGAGGUGGACAGACUGAUGGCUGGACAGGAGGAUGCCAAUGGAUGUAUCAAUUAUGCCUCCUUCGUAAAGCACAUUCUCUCUGGGUAAACUGGACUUUAUUUGGCAAUAAAGACUUCAUUUUAAACAGCUUUCUCCACAUUCUGGACUCGUGUUUUACAUUUUAACACUGAUAGGUGAGGUUGUCAUUUAAUCAGUGGCGUUAUUUUUAUGCUGUCAAAACGCAGAAUGAAGUGUUGAGCGGAAAAAAAAAAUGUUGAUUGCAAAACCUAUGGUUGGUUCUUUUUAAUAAAUGCUCUGAAAUAUAAUGAAAUGCCACCGAGAUAAUAUGGACAUCAAUCAAUGGAAGUCACUUAAUAAAAGAA